AUGACCUGGUAUAGGUGGUUUUGUUGGGAACUUAUGGGUUUGGCUGUAGUUAUAAGGCAAUUGGACAGGAUUAGGGUGCCCCCAACAGUGUGUUUUCAUGACUGCUUCCAGGUGCUUGCUAAGGCAAGGGUGGGAAGGCAGUAUUGGGCUGAUGUUGGUGAGAAGCACAACAAGAUCAUUAAAGGAGAAGUAAAUUUCUUCGAACACCUUGUUUAUAAGUAUACAUGGGAAGAAAUUAUUUUGAUGGCCACUUAUCCCAACAACGUCAAUGUGGUUGGAGAAAGCAUUAACGAUGAUGACAAUUGUAAUGAGUUGGUUCCUACUUUAAACAUGUGUUUUGACACAAUGGAAGAAGCAAAGAAAUUUUAUUCGGUGUACGGGAGAAGAUGUGGUUUUGGCGUCCGAACCAGAACUUCUAAAAAGGAUGACAACAACGAAUUGUACUACUUAAGAUUGGUUUGUUCUAGGGAAGGUAAAUAUGUUUCCACCAUUCGUCCAGAGGUGAAAACUCUGCCUAGUCAGACUAAUCAAUGUCCUGCUGGAAUAACCAUUGCACGAAAAGAGGGCAAAUGGUUUGUGAGGACUGUGGUUGUAGAGCACAAUCAUGACCUGUGUCCACAAACCUCUAAUCUAAUCCGUUCUAAUAGACAAUUGAACAUGCAUGCGAAACACACUUUGGGGGUGAAUGAUGAUGUCGGUGUACGUAUUAAUAAGAGUUUCCUUAGCAUAGUUAGUGAAGCUGAUGGAUAUCAAAACAUGGAAUUUGUGGAGCGGGAUGCUAGGAACUUCAUUGGUCAACGUAGAAGGUCACUGUGUAAGGAGGGUGAUGGACAAGCAUUGCUACAUCACUUUUCAAAAAUGAGAGAGCUCAAUAAUGAUUUCUUGUACGACAUACAAAUGGAUGAAUAUAAUAGAAUUACUAGUGUAUUUUGGGUAGAUCCUCGUAGCCGAGCUGCAUGUGAGGAAUUUGGUGAUGUCGUGUCUUUUGACACCACCUACUUGACAAACAAGUACGACAUGCCAUUUGCUCCAUUUGUAGGAGUUAACCAUCAUGGACAAUCCAUUCUACUUGGUUGUGGGUUGCUCUCAUCUGAGGACACUUUGUCAUUUGUAUGGUUAUUCAAAUGUUGGCUAAGAUGCAUGGGAAACAAGGCGCCUUACAGUAUUGUAACCGAUCAAUGUAAGGCGAUGGCAAAUGCAAUUGAAGAUGUCUUCCCUAAAACAAAGCAUAGGUGGUGUUUGUGGCACAUAAUGAAAAAGAUACCUGAAAAAUUUCAAGGGUAUAACAAUUAUGUUGGGAUCAAGUGUGAUAUCAAAUCGGUUGUCUACGAUUCUGGUAAUGCAACAGACUUUGACAUUGGCUGGAAACGACUACUUACCACACAUGGGUUACAAAAUAAUGAAUGGCUAUGUAAUCUGUAUGAAGAGAGACAAAAAUGGGUCCCUUGUUACUUGAAGAAUCAUUUUUGGGCUGGUAUGUCCACAACUCAAAGAAGUGAGGGAAUGAAUGCUUUCUUUGAUGGAUUUAUCAAUUCCAGUACCACACUUCAACAGUUUGUGGUUCAGUACGAUAAUCCUCUUAAAUUCAAGGCCCAAAAAGAAAUUGAAGCUGACUUCUCCUCUCUCAAUACCAAUGUUGCAUGUGGGUCUCAAUCACCAAUUGAGAGACAAUUUCAAGUUGAGUACACAGAUGCAAAAUUUGAGGAAGUACAAAUUGAGUUUCGGUCCAGGAUGAAUUGUUUCAUCAAGAACACAGUCAAGGACUGUAUUUUGAACAACUACACAAUAAAAGAAGAGUACAUGUCGGAUGGGAAAUGUUGGGCAAAAUAUUACCAUGUUGAAUUUGAUCCUCUUACAAAUGAUACAAGGUGCUCUUGCCUACUAUUUGAGUUUAGAGGCAUCAUAUGUCGUCAUUCAUUAUUGGUUCUCGGACAGGAAGAUGUACAUAAUGUCCUAUCGAAAUAUGUUCUUCGUCGUUGGAGCAAAAAUGUUCGAAGAAAGCACACACUUGUUAGAGCAUCUUAUAGUCAAUUGCAGCAGGAACCCAAGAUGCAAAGAUACCAAUCGUUGUGUAAGCGGUUCUAUGACAUAGCUGAGGCUACAUAUGAAUCUGAAUGUGCUUCUAAUGAGUUGGAAAAAGAAUUGGAAUGUGUAGGUAAAAAAUUCGGUUUAACUUCAUCACUGAAAAAUAACAUCAUAAGUGAGGGAGGACAACUAAGGUAUCAUAAUCCUGUGACCGAUACUCCAUCGUACAAUACAUGUGGGAGCAGUGAUGUACUUGUUCGCAGUCCAGUCGCGGUUAAGCGAAAAGGCAGACCGAGAACUAACAGAUUCAAGUCAAUCGUUGAAACUAGAACUAAAAAAUGGAAAUCUGCUCAAAGGAAAAAUUCUUCAACAAGAACUGUUCAACCGGCGGAAACCACAACAACUACUGUUGCACAACUACAAGAGGGCGUGGAAUAUUCAACCCAAACCCAUGAAAUUUCCCAACUAUCUGAAGUUGCUCCAAUUGGAUUUAUGUCAUUGUUAUCUGUUGUUCAUAACAACUUAGAUAAUGCACAAUGUUGA
This is a messenger RNA of Vigna angularis (adzuki bean), 2568 nucleotides long. Its product is annotated as protein FAR1-RELATED SEQUENCE 5-like. Gene Ontology annotation, molecular function: zinc ion binding. Gene Ontology annotation, biological process: regulation of DNA-templated transcription. The transcript has 4 exons. NCBI's taxonomy places the organism in Eukaryota, Viridiplantae, Streptophyta, Magnoliopsida, Fabales, Fabaceae. Bases 1 to 2568 code for a protein of 855 amino acids. The record is from RefSeq and is a predicted model, not a curated record.